AUGAGCGAUGCCCAAGACCCGGCCACAGUCCCUGGAGCUGGCACCCAGGUGAAGCUGAGGGGCUGGAGCCGUCAAGGUGAGGGUGAUGAGUCUUCCCACCUCCGCAGACACCAGGAGCUCCAGGCCUUCCUCCACCUUCUGGAGCACAGUUUCCUCCAGGAUUUCCUCUCCAAAGAUCCCUGUUUCCAGAUUUCAGACAAGUACCUCCUGUCCAUGGUGCUUGUCUACUUCCGGCGUGCCAACCUGCAGCUCAGCGAGUACACCCACAGCAAUCUGUUCCUGGCACUGUACCUUGCAAAUGACAUGGAGGAAGACCUGGAGGACCCCAAAAGCGUGAUUUUUCCGUGGGCCCUGGGCCAAGAUUGGCGUCAUCAAGUGUCAGACUUCCUGCAUCAGAGGGACAAGCUGUGGGCACGGAUGGGCUUCAGGGCUGUUGUGAGACGUCAGAGCUGCGAAGAGGUCAUGGCCAAGGAGCCGACGCACUGGGCCUGGACUCGGGAGCGGCACCCCCACCAUGGCAGGGCUCAAAGGAGCUUCCCAAAGGCCCAGAUCCCCCUCCCCCGGGGCCCCGGCCUCUCGCCACCCCACUGUUCUCUUUGUGCCUUGCCCCCUCAUCACAGGCUCUGCUGCCUGCGCCCCUUGCCUGUCUUAUCCAAGUGCCUUUCCUACAAUGCUGAGUGGCAGCGCCCUUCAUCCCAAGCUUGGCCCUGGCGUAGGGGCUUCCUCAUUGUCCUGCCCACCCAGCUGCCGCUGGAGCCAGGCACCUACACCCUCCACAGCCUCCCUGUCCAUCACCAACUCCCGUAG
Messenger RNA from Rangifer tarandus platyrhynchus (Svalbard reindeer), 807 nucleotides. NCBI's taxonomy places the organism in Eukaryota, Metazoa, Chordata, Mammalia, Artiodactyla, Cervidae. The record is from the annotation of a GenBank genome assembly.